UCAUGGCCGAGUCCUGGAGCCUCAGUAACUCUGAACUGCAGGGUUGAUCAUCCUUCUGCUGGCUGGAGCUUCUACUGGUAUAAGGCUGUUCCCCAACUGUCACACAACUCCUACAGCUAUGAGCUGCUACCCGGCAGCGACAAAGGGACUAAACAGGAUCUCUUCAUCAUUGGUGGACAAACACACACAGCAGGAUAUGUGUGCAGAGCAGGAAGAGGAGAUCCAGUGUAUUACAGUUGGUACAGCACACCUAAGUUUGUCUGUUCUGGAGAUUUGAAUUCAGCAGCGUCUCUCACAGUGAGUCCUGACAGUGUGCAGCACUUCACAGAAACGUCUGUGUCACUGAGCUGUGAGGGAAACUCCACUGAGUGGAGAGUGAUGAGGUUUUAUAAACCUGACAACCUUCUUCCCUGUUCUUCCUGGGGGACAAUGACUGGAUCCACAUGCACAAUAACCAGAAGCUGGGUUAGUGGAGUGUUCUGGUGUGAGUCUGAAACAGGACUGUUCAGUAAUGCAGUCAACAUCACUAAAGAUGGUGAUGAUAUUAUCCUGGUGAGCCCUGUCCGUCCUGUGGCUGAGGGACUUCCUGUCACUCUUAGCUGCAAGUUAAAGAUAGAAACCGUUUAUAAUGUUGAUUUCUAUAAAAAUGACAAACUCAUACAGAACGAUAACAGAAGGGAGCUGACCAUCUCUGCAGUGUCAAAGUCAGACGAAGGCUUUUAUAAAUGUAAACAGAGAGAUUCAGAACAUAGGACCUCACCAGAGAGUUGGUUCUCAGUAAAAUCAAAACCAAAGGCCCAGCUGAGAGACAUAUUUCCAGGAGGGGGCAAUGUGACUCUAACUUGCUCUGUAGGACCAACAUCAGCUUCUGGUUGGAGAUACUUCUGGUACAAAAAAGAGAAAGCCUCUGAACCCCUGAAGACACAAGAUGUUGUUUUCCUCACAGAUGACCGAAUCAGUGUCUCAGGUGGAGGCGUCUACUGGUGCAGAGGAGGAAGAGGAAACCCUGUUUACUACACAGAGUACAGCGAUGCAGUCGUCACAAACAGGGCUGUUGUGACCCUGCGACCCAACUGGCCUGAGAUUUACUCUGGAGAAACGAUCACUCUGACAUGUGAGAUUAAGGAUGGAGGAGACUCUGAGUGGGAUUAUAUAUGGACGACACCGGGGUCAGAAACACCUCAGACAUCUGACCCUAAAUAUACUCUGACCUCACAAAGUGGAAACUAUGGGUGUAAGGGCAGACUGAAAGGUGAAAUGCCUUCAACGCGUCGGAGUGAUGUUCUCACAUUGAAAGUAUCUGACACAGAAAGACCUCAGCCUGUCCUCACUGUGUCUCCAUCAUGGCCGAGUCCUGGAGCCUCAGUAACUCUGAACUGCAGGGUUUAUCAUCCUUCUGCU
Molecule: messenger RNA, 1401 nt
Organism: Notothenia coriiceps (black rockcod)
Lineage: Eukaryota; Metazoa; Chordata; Actinopteri; Perciformes; Nototheniidae
Exons: 6
Biological process (GO): immune response; cell surface receptor signaling pathway
Cellular component (GO): external side of plasma membrane
Molecular function (GO): transmembrane signaling receptor activity
Source: RefSeq, a predicted model, not a curated record